Messenger RNA from Doryrhamphus excisus (bluestripe pipefish), 2144 nucleotides. It is a transcript of the gene marchf5, whose product is annotated as membrane-associated ring finger (C3HC4) 5. The record is from RefSeq and is a predicted model, not a curated record. Gene Ontology annotation, molecular function: zinc ion binding. Lineage: Eukaryota; Metazoa; Chordata; Actinopteri; Syngnathiformes; Syngnathidae.
UGUUUUGAUGACGUCAUCACGCAUGGCCGCGCUACACCUCGCUGUAUCACAGUCGCCUGUCAACGGAGUCAAAGUCUGUCGGUCACGCUAGUGUGGUAAUAUGAGUGGCAGACUUGACCGUGGCCGGGAUAACAAUGUUUAUUUGCUUUGUUGCUGCAAAGCGCUAGAUGGACCGCAAUGACCGCGAAUGCACUUAUUUAGCCUCGGAAGUAGAUUAGUCUGUCGUAGGCGAGCCGCGUCAACACGAAGGCCUGUGUAGCGUGUUUAGCUAGGAGCCGUUCCCGAUGGCCGUGAUUUAACGGGCUUGGCGUUUUUAUGUUUGUUUGCAAAUUGAGGAGUCUGUUGUACCAACAUAACGGCGUCUAAACCACGUUGUCCUCCUAUUUAUAAUGGCGGAAGAUGAUGCGGUGGCCUUGCAACAGAACCUGGACAGGAGCUGCUGGGUAUGCUUUGCGACGGACGAAGAUGACCGCACAGCAGAGUGGGUGCGUCCGUGUCGCUGCCGCGGUUCCACAAAGUGGGUCCAUCAGGCCUGCCUCCAGCGCUGGGUGGACGAGAAGCAGCGUGGCAACAGCACGGCUCGCGUAGCCUGCCCGCAGUGCAAUGCCGAGUACCUCAUCGUCUUUCCCAAGCUUGGUCCCGUGGUCUACGUACUGGACCUGGCCGACCGACUCAUUUCCAAGGCCGGCCCCUUCGCCGCUGCCGGCAUCAUGGUGGGCUCCAUCUACUGGACCGCCGUCACGUACGGCGCCGUCACCGUCAUGCAGGUGGUGGGCCACAAGGAGGGUCUGGACGUGAUGGAACGGGCCGACCCGCUCUUCCUGCUCAUCGGCCUGCCCACCAUCCCCGUCAUGCUGAUCCUGGGCAAGAUGAUCCGCUGGGAGGAUUACGUCCUGCGCCUGUGGAGGAAGUACUCCAACAAGCUGCAGAUCCUCAACAGCAUCUUCCCAGGGAUUGGCUGCCCGGUCCCUCGCAUCCCGGCAGAGGCCAGCCCCUUGGCCGAUCACGUCUCGGCGACUCGGAUCCUGUGUGGAGCGUUGGUCUUCCCCACCAUCGCCACCAUCGUCGGGAAGCUCAUGUUCAGCAGCGUCAACUCCAACCUGCAGAGGACCAUCCUGGGAGGAAUCGCCUUUGUGGCCAUCAAAGGGGCCUUCAAAGUGUACUUCAAACAGCAGCAGUACCUGCGGCAGGCACACCGCAAGAUCCUCAACUUCCCCGAGCAGGAGGACGCCUGACCACCAAGCUGAUGGACAUCAUGGGGGGAUGGGGGGGGAUGGACUGUUGGUGAUGAAGACUCAACGAUCAGCAUCACCCCCUCUGACCUUCACACCCCAGCAUCUUUUAUUUGGACGCUCCACCCUGGUCAAGAUGGACGCACACACACCAACACACACACACACACCAACACACACACACACACACACACACUAAGCUGCUCCACAAUCAACACUUUGGUCUGGUGGUCAUUGUUGAAGCUUUUAUGCUAGCACUUGUUUUAUGAUGUUCAUUGGUUCCUUACAGUGUUGGAGUUAUUAAAAAGAUGAAUGAAAUGUUUUUGCAAUAUUUCAAACACAACCAGGAAGUAGAAAAUCACCCGCCUGUCAGGAAGCUUUUUGUUGGCUUUCUUUCGUUUCCUGGCCUCGGCAGGCUUCACCUUGAUUGUCUCUUUUUGCCAUCACGUCUUACCUCAAGGGUUUAUUGUGAGGGACGUCGACACGCGUGUGUGUGUGCACACGCACGUGCAAUAGAAAAGCUAAAAGUCGGCCAUUUCACCCGCUUGGUGGCCAUCGCUCAUUACUGUGAAUGUUGGAAUGGUCGACAUUUUCCACUCAGAUUCCCGCUCAGCCGCCACGACCCAACAUGGCCGACCCUAAGAACACUUAAGCUCCGUCAGUUGGGACGACUGUAAAUAAGUUCAUCUCCAAAGUAGGUUUCACUGCUUGGUUUUUACAAAGGUGGGCGUGUGAGUGGGGCCGUUUCCACAAUAAAAGCUGUACAUUGCUGCUGUGUGAUGUAAUACAUGACUUUAUUGUGAAAAGACAUUUGGAAUAUUUAACCUGCAUGUGUAAGCUUGGCAAGCUUUCCCUGCAAACUCAUCGUAGUUGCUUUCAUAACUGAUCUGUCAAUAAAUGUAUUUUUCCAAA